Mixia osmundae IAM 14324 is the source of this 3555-nucleotide messenger RNA. RefSeq lists its product as uncharacterized. The transcript has 14 exons. Bases 1 to 3555 code for a protein of 1184 amino acids. Lineage: Eukaryota; Fungi; Basidiomycota; Mixiomycetes; Mixiales; Mixiaceae. The record is from RefSeq and is a predicted model, not a curated record. Gene Ontology annotation, biological process: nuclear-transcribed mRNA catabolic process, 3'-5' exonucleolytic nonsense-mediated decay. Gene Ontology annotation, cellular component: Ski complex. Gene Ontology annotation, molecular function: ATP binding; RNA helicase activity; RNA binding.
AUGAGCUCUUCGGGCGACGAUCAAAUACGAUGGCACGAAGAGCCCGACCUACGCUCGCUGCUGCACGCGCCUCGACAAGCCUUGCUCACUACUCUCGACUUCAAGCUCAGCGGACUCGAUGGACGAAUCACUGGAUACAAGCUCAGGACUCUGGCAAGCAAUCCUGAAGGCUCUAUAUCCUCGUCCCUUCAGCGAGCGCCAGCAGAUCACAGCCAAUUCAUUCGCGGCAAGUCAGCUUACUUCCCCUUUGCGCCAGGAGGAAUCGAUGCUGUUCGGUCCAUCGAGCCUGUCUCGGUCGAUCAGCUGCUGAAGAAUGCUGAGCAACGCUUCUCUCUGGACUCGGGCGGUAUCAGAACAAUUCCACCAGGAUUCGAACGAGGUGUCCAUUUUGACGAUGAGACGGCGGCCGAGGACGCGCAGGCCAGCAUCAGUAUUGCUCCUGCUCACAUCGAGCCGCAUCGUCAGCUCGGUCAUCCGCACGUCAACGGCGAUGCGCAUGUUCCCAUGACAGAAUUGGAUGAUGACAUUGCUCAGCUUUUGCCUCCAGAGACCUCACUCGAAAUACCAGUACAGCCGAACAGUCAGAAGAAGAGGCCCGCGAUCGCAAAGAAGGAUUGGGCUCAUGUGGUCGACAUCAAUCGCCCGCUUCUCAAUUUUCGCGACCUUGUGCCAGACAUGGCCAAAGAAUACCCAUUUGAACUAGACACAUUCCAAAAGGAAGCAGUCUAUCAUCUAGAGCAAGGCGACAGUGUCUUCUGUGCUGCACACACGUCUGCUGGCAAGACAGUGCUCGCAGAAUACGCAAUCGCGCUUGCCCAGCAACACAUGACCAGAGCUAUAUAUACCUCACCAAUCAAAGCACUAUCCAAUCAGAAGUUCCGUGACUUCAAGCAAGUCUUCGGCGCAGAGAACGUCGGUAUUCUCACGGGCGAUGUGCAAGUCAAUCCAGAAGCGUCCUGUCUCAUCAUGACCACUGAGAUCCUGCGAAGUAUGCUGUACAAAGGCGCGGAUUUGAUUCGCGAUGUCGAAUGGGUCAUCUUCGACGAGGUGCAUUACGUCAACGAUCUCGAGCGUGGAGUAGUCUGGGAGGAAGUCAUAAUCAUGCUGCCUGAUCAUAUCGGCGUCAUUUUACUAUCCGCGACCGUGCCAAACACGAAAGAAUUCGCUGGCUGGGUCGGACGCACGAAGCGCAAGGACAUUUAUGUGAUUUCCACACUCAAGCGACCUGUACCGCUCGAACACUUCCUUUACGCCGGUCGUGACCUUUUCAAGAUUGUUGACAGCACAGGCACAUUCAAUGGACAAGGAUGGAAGGACGCGCAGCAGGCACUCAAAAGGAAACAGGAGAAAGAGCGUGAAGCCGCUGGACUGCCUGCACCGGGUGCGCGAGGACGCGGGGCUCGUGGCGGAACUCGAGGGGUCGGCAUAGUGCAACGCGGCCAAGCGCUAGGUGGUGCGAGCUCAGCGCGGCCUGCGGCUCUAGCACCUCGCCCUAUACGGCCGGGCCCUGGCGCGGAUCGUAACCUUUGGGUUCAUCUUGUCGGAUCGCUUCGUCAGCGCGACCUUCUGCCUGCAGUCAUUUUUACAUUUUCCAAGAAGCGAUGCGAAGAGAACGCGUUAUCUAUGCCAAAUACCGAUCUAUGUACGGCUACCGAAAAGAGCGAGAUUCACUUAGUUGUCGAACGAAGUCUAGGCAGACUACAAGAAAUCGACCGGACGCUGCCUCAGAUCCUCAAGGUCCGCUCGCUGCUCAGCAAAGGUAUCGGCGUACAUCACGGCGGUCUGCUGCCGAUUGUCAAGGAGAUUGUCGAAAUUCUCUUCGCCCGCGGACUCGUGAAGAUUCUCUUUGCGACAGAAACGUUUGCAAUGGGUGUCAACAUGCCUGCCCGGUGCGUCGUCUUUGCGAGUACGCGAAAGCAUGAUGGACGAACCUUUCGAGAUCUCCUGGCGGGCGAAUAUACCCAGAUGGCUGGCAGAGCUGGUAGAAGAGGACUGGACGCGACGGGCUGUGUGAUCAUCGUCUGCAAUGAGGCGGAGCCUCCAGAGACGUCCGACUUGCACAAGAUGAUCCUUGGACAACCCAGCAAACUCACGUCGCAAUUUCGUCUGACAUACAGUAUGAUACUCAACUUGCUCCGCGUCGAGACUCUGCGCGUAGAAGAGAUGAUCAAGCGCAGCUUUUCUGAGAAUGCGUCCCAGAAGCUGUUGCCAGAGCAAGAGCGCAAGAUCAUCGAGGGCGAGAAGCAGCUUAGUGCUCUUCAAUCUAUUGGCGUAGCUAUAGACGACCGGCUUUAUCUCUACCAUGAUCUGGUGAUGCAGAUACGACGACGCAACCAGGAACUUCUUCGGCUAGCAACUCAGUCGUCAUCUUUUGGUGCAUUGGCCGCAGGGCGCGUCGUUCUCCUCGAUGAUGCUAGCUUUGAUACUGUGCCAGCAAUCAUUCUCGGUGCAAGCGCUCGGUUCGUACGCGACGAUGGUAGCAUCGAUCCAGAGCCAGCGUUCAAUGUCAUGGCUUUGGACGAUGGCUCAUCUAAUGGUGCCGUAUCGGUACCACGCUGGCCUCUGCUGGCCAAGACAAGCAGCGGACACACUACAUAUCGACCGCUGGCCAUACAGCUGUCUAGUAUCGGCAUCGUCACCCGCUUCAGACUGACGUUACCGCCAGGAGCGGCCAGCGACAGACCAGCUCGGCGCAUACUCGACGAUCUGGCGCGCGAUGUUCAACCUACCAUAGCGAAGCUUUCGCAGCCGGGGGCCGACGUUGAGUUUGAUUGGGCAAAGUUGCGAAGCUUCGAGCUACGAGAUACGCUGGAUCAUCGCAGGGCAUCUGAACACAAGCUGGCGUCUCUCGGGGUAAACAUUGACGAAGGCACAGCAGCCCAACUGUUGCGAAUCAACGAACGCGAAACGCUUAGGAUGAGCUUGACGAACCUUCGAUUGGCUCUUUCUGACCAGAACCUGGAACUUCUGCCGGAAUACGAAGGUCGAAUAUCUGUCCUCAAACGACUUGGCUUCAUUGAUCUGCAAGCGACCGUCUUGCUCAAAGGUCGAGUAGCCUGCGAGAUCAACUCUGGCAAUGCUCUGGUCUUGACAGAGCUUCUGCUGGACAACACUCUUGCCGUGUACGAACCUGCAGAAGUACUUGCAAUGCUGUCAGCCUUUGUCUUCCAGGAAAAGACUGACAUCGAGCCAAUCCUGACGGAAACUCUGCAAGAGGCCAAAGCGACCAUCCUGGCGAUCAGCGAGCGAAUCGCAUCGGUCGAGUCCUCAGAGCGUGCAGAGUAUUCCGCGGAUGAAUUUGGCAAUAAGCUCUACUUUGGCCUCGUCGAGGUUGUCCACCAAUGGGCGCUCGGCAUGCCCUUUGAGCAGAUCAUGCUUCUGACUGACGUUCAAGAGGGCACGAUCGUCCGGGCGAUCACUCGUUUAGAUGAAUGCUGUCGUGAGGUGCGCGACGCAGCGCGAGUCAUCGGAGAUGCAGAGCUCGGUCGCAAGAUGGACGUAUGCCGGACUUUGUUGCGUAGAGAUGUGGUGUUCUCAGUGUCGUUGUACAUAUGA